Paramecium tetraurelia is the source of this 318-nucleotide messenger RNA. RefSeq lists its product as uncharacterized. The transcript has a single exon. The record is from RefSeq and is a predicted model, not a curated record. NCBI's taxonomy places the organism in Eukaryota, Ciliophora, Oligohymenophorea, Peniculida, Parameciidae.
AUGGGAUUAAUCUAAAUAGAGCAUAAAUGUUUUGGUGUAAGAAUAAUAAAUAUAUUGAUUGAAUCAAUUUCUCUCCUGAUGGUAUUACAUUAGCAUCUGGUAGUUCAGAUAACUCUAUCCGUUUAUGGGAUGUUAAGACAGGAUAAUAAAAAGCCAAAUUUCACAAUUGUCAAUUCGCAUAUAUAUAUAUUGUAAAUAAGCAUUCUAGUUUUCAAGUAAGCGAAUCAAUUUAAUGGAUGCAUGAUCUACAAUAUUCGACACUGGAGAAAAGAGGAAAAAAAAGAAAAAAAAAGGAAACGUUUUAGGAGAAUUAAUUGA